Molecule: messenger RNA, 1203 nt
Organism: Purpureocillium lilacinum
Lineage: Eukaryota; Fungi; Ascomycota; Sordariomycetes; Hypocreales; Ophiocordycipitaceae
Product: histone acetyltransferase
Biological process (GO): chromatin remodeling; positive regulation of transcription by RNA polymerase II
Cellular component (GO): histone acetyltransferase complex
Molecular function (GO): protein binding; histone H3 acetyltransferase activity
Source: RefSeq, a predicted model, not a curated record
AUGUCCGACAUCAAGGAAGAGAGUGCCAAGCGCAAGGCCUCAGAGGACCCCUCCUCCCCCUCGGCAUCGAAGCGUAUUAAGCACGACGACUCUGCCGAGCCCCAAGAGGACAAGAAGCAGGAAGCAAAGCCGAUUCCCUUCCCCGACAAGCCCGCCGUCAUCGAAGAGCGAAAUGGCGAAAUCGAGUUUCGCGUGGUCAACAACGAUGGCGACCGCGAUUCUCUCAUCAUCCUCACAGGCCUGAAAUGCAUUUUUCAGAAGCAACUGCCUAAGAUGCCCAAAGAUUACAUUGCGCGUCUGGUUUACGAUCGGACUCAUCUGUCGAUUGCCAUUGUCAAGAAGCCUCUCGAGGUCAUCGGCGGAAUCACCUACCGCCCCUUCAAGGGCCGCCACUUUGCUGAGAUUGUGUUCUGCGCUAUCAGCUCUGACCAGCAGGUCAAGGGAUAUGGCGCCCACAUGAUGUCCCACCUGAAGGACUACGUCAAGGCGAGCAGCGACGUGAUGCAUUUCCUGACAUACGCCGACAACUACGCCAUCGGCUACUUCAAGAAGCAGGGUUUCACCAAGGAGAUCACGCUCGACAAGAAGAUUUGGAUGGGCUACAUCAAGGAUUACGAGGGCGGCACUAUAAUGCAGUGUUCGAUGCUUCCCCGAAUUCGGUAUCUCGAGAUGGGUCGUAUGCUUCUUAAGCAGAAGGAGUGCGUCCUGGCCAAGAUUCGUGCCUACUCCAAGUCUCACAACGUCCAUCCGCCUCCUAAGGAGUGGAAGAACGGCAUCAAAGAGAUCAACCCGCUCGACAUUCCUGCGAUCCGCGAGUCCGGCUGGUCCCCCGACAUGGACGAGCUCGCGCGCCAGCCGCGCCACGGUCCCAACUACAACCAGCUCCUGCACCUGCUGAACGACCUGCAGAACCACAACUCGGCGUGGCCAUUCCUCGUGCCCGUCAACCGCGACGACGUUGCCGACUACUACGACGUCAUCAAGGAACCCAUGGAUCUUAGCACCAUGGAGACCAAGCUCGAGGCGGAUCAGUACGCCACGCCCGAAGACUUCAUCCGGGACGCCCGCCUCAUCUUUGAGAACUGCCGCAAGUACAACAACGAGAACACGCCGUACGCCAAGUCUGCCAACAAACUCGAGAAGUACAUGUGGCAGCAGAUCAAGGCCGUCCCCGAGUGGUCGCACCUCGAGCCGGAGAAGUAG